This is a messenger RNA of Hydractinia symbiolongicarpus, 4434 nucleotides long. RefSeq names its product chromodomain-helicase-DNA-binding protein 1-like. NCBI's taxonomy places the organism in Eukaryota, Metazoa, Cnidaria, Hydrozoa, Anthoathecata, Hydractiniidae. Gene Ontology annotation, cellular component: nucleus. The coding region runs from base 188 to 3169 and encodes 993 amino acids. The record is from RefSeq and is a predicted model, not a curated record. The transcript has 32 exons. Gene Ontology annotation, biological process: chromatin remodeling; DNA repair. Gene Ontology annotation, molecular function: ATP-dependent chromatin remodeler activity; ATP binding; DNA helicase activity.
CCUGUUUAAGGAAAAUAAAGUAAAGAUAGGAUACUCAAUGCAAAAUAUUAUUUCAAUAAAGGGUGUUUAGAUGUGUAUCAUAAGGCAGUAGAAAUUUAUAUUUCAGCUGCUGAUUCUGGAAUUAUAACUUUAGCAAUAUUUUUUAAUUCUCAGGUGUUUUCUAGGAACUACACACAUUACCAGGACUAUGGAGAAAAUAAACAAUGCUUUAAAAUCUUUGUUGAAUCCUAAUAUGAAUAGUAAUCAGGUGAUAGAGAAUGAUUUAUUUAAAGAAGGUCUUGUAAAUGUUAUUCCAAGAGAUUAUCAGUUGUUUGGUGUAAACUGGUUGUUAUCUUGUUGUGCUCAAAGAGGUAAACAUGGAGUUAUUUUAGGUGAUGAGAUGGGCUUGGGCAAGACCCUGCAAACCAUAUGUUUUUUGCUUCACACCAAAAAUAAAUUUCUAAAAGGGCCAUAUCUGGUCAUAGCACCAUUAUCAGUCAUAGAUGGAUGGAAAAAAGAAUUUUCAAGAUUUGCACCCUCCAUGUCAGUGCUUAAAUACAUUGGUAACAAAGAACAAAGGGAAGAGAUUCGAAAAACGAUUGCAUCCAAUUAUUUGAGUUCAAACUGGAAAAAUGCAACACCGCCUUUUGAUGUGCUGCUUACUUCUUAUGAGCUUUGCAUGAAAGAUGAAAGUUUCAUGUGCAAAUUUAGAUGGAAUACUUUAGUUGUUGAUGAAGCACAUCGUUUAAAAAAUUCUGAAUCAUUGAUGUAUCAAGUUUUACUAAAGUUUGACAUCAACUUUAAGAUCUUAUUGACUGGAACACCUGUGCAAAAUAACUUAAAAGAACUCUUUGCGUUGUUAUCAUUUUUGUCAUCAGACAUUUUUAAGCUUGAUUAUUCAGAUGAAUUUGUUCGAUAUUUUUCUUCAGUUGCUCUUGAAUCUUCAUCAUCAAACAAAACAAAAGAAUUGCAUCGAUUGCUUAAACCUUUUCUUCUCAGGAGAACGAAGAAUGAAGUUGUGUCUGACUUGCCAGAAAAAUCAGAAGUUGUUAUUAACUGUGGGAUGUCUGCCUUACAGAAGAAAUUGUAUAAAGCUGUUUUAACAAAGGAUUUAGAUGCCUUUGCUCAAGACCAUGGAUACAAAACGAGAUUGAUGAACAUUUUGAUGCAAUUGCGUAAAUGUUGCAAUCAUCCAUAUAUAUUUGCAGGAACCGAACCUGAACCAUUUCAGCUGGGCGAACAUCUUAUUGAUACUAGUGGAAAAUUGUUUUUACUCGAUAGGCUGCUUAAGACAUUAAAACAGAGUGGACACAAAGUUCUAUUAUUUUCACAGAUGACUAUAAUGUUGGAUAUUGUUCAAGAUUAUUUGGGAUAUCGAGGGUAUACAUAUGAGCGAUUGGAUGGAUCGAUUCGUGGCGAAGAGAGAUUUCUUGCUGUUAAUAAUUUUAACUCGAAUGCAGAUACUUUCCUCUUUUUACUAAGCACAAGAGCAGGUGGUCAAGGAUUAAACUUGAUGACAGCUGACACUGUCAUAUUUCUGGACAGUGAUUUUAAUCCCCAAAAUGAUAUACAAGCUGCAGCACGUGCUCACAGAAUUGGUCAAACAAGGCCUGUUAAGAUCAUACGAUUGGUAGCAAAAAACACUGUGGAUGAGAUCAUUCUCCAUCGUGCUAAGAAUAAAUUAUUGCUUACAAAUACUGUCAUAGAAGGUGGCCAGUUUUCAAACAUUGGCAUAAAAACAGAUGAAUUGCAAUUAAGUGACAUCCUGAAAUUUGGAUUAGAAGAUUUAUUAAAGACAGACGAUGGGUCCUUUGAAGAAAUUGAUUUUGAAAAAGUAUUGGGUAAAUCAAGAAAUGGUGAAUGGGUUGUAAAUGAUUCUAAAAUUGCGAGAAAAAAAUUAGAAGGAAAUAAAGACAAUGAAAAAACUCCAGAAAGUAUGUAUGUUUACGAAGGAGAAGAUUAUUCCAAAAUAUGUGCAAGUGAUGAUGAUAAAAGUAUAUUUGAUGAACUCGCUAAAGCGGUUUCAACUUCACUGCAAGGCGAAAGAGUGUUGAGAAAAGACCCUAAGCAAAGUGUGACGCUCUACCUUCCUGACCACGGUAAACGCAAAAGACGUGUGCUAACUGAAGAAGAAAAGCAGCAACUUCGGCUGAAGCGAGAAGAAAAUAAAGCCAAAAGAAUCAAACUUCAAGAAGAACGAAAAUUGGAUAAAAUUAAGAAGUUAUGGCAGUCACACAACUACACAUCGUGUAAGAUUGAUCUUCCAGAUGAUGACGAUGAUAGUGUUUCAUCUUGUGAGGAUGAGGAAGAAGAGGAGGGGGAAGAUUACGGUCAACUGCAUUAUGUUGUUGGAGAUGUAACAAGACCGCAGCAAUUAGGAUUGAAAGAUGCUAUUGUAGUUCACUGCGUCGAUGAUUCAGGUUAUUGGGGAAGUGGUGGCUUAUUCACAGCUAUUAAUAAUCGUUCAAACACACCUGGAAAACAAUACGAACUUGCAGCAAAAGUAAAAGAUCUUUCACUAGGAGAUGUGCACCUUGUAAAAAUGGUAGAUGACCAACCAUGUGUUUACGUUGCCUUAGUUGUUGUGCAUACACGAAAUAAAAAAAAUCAACUUUCUCCCUUGUUGAUGAAUCACCUCAACGAAGGGUUGGAGAAGAUUUAUCAUGUAGCGAAAGAAACUGGAGCGAGCAUCCACUUCCCUCGCAUCGGCUACAACACACCAAAUUUUAACUGGUAUGGUACAGAAAAGUUGAUCAAGAAAUCCCUCGCACAGAGAAAGAUACGCACGUUCGUAUAUUACUUUAAACGACACAAGUCAACUGUCUUGCAGACACCACCAAAUGCGACGAAUCAAGCGACGACCUCUAAGCAAGGAGACGAUGAUGCAAUAAAAGCUAAUGAAUCUGGUGUUGCAGAUUCGUUGCCCGAUAUGUUUUUGAAUUAUCAAGUUUGUUUUCACGGUCUCGAUGAUCCGGUAGAGGAAAAGCGUUUAUCUCGUUAUGUCAUUGCAUACGAUGGUGACAUUGAUCGUUACUUGACGUCCGACACGACACAUAUAGUAUGCACGUCAGAUUCAAAAAAGACGUUAGCAAACGUAGACAGUAAAAUAAAACUGGUUACAAAAAACUGGAUUGAUGAUUGUGUAAAGUUUGGUUACAUUGUGGACGAAGAAAAAUAUUCUGUAACGUGAGCUGUGAAGAUUUAUGGCUUGUAACGAAAGAUCUCGAGGGAACUGUUCAAGCUAGGAGGAUGAAAAUAGGUUUAGGAAAUGCAACAUUUUUUAACUUUCUGGAAGGUUAAAAAUAAAUAGAGAAGUGUACCAUGCACGAGUACAUGAGCAUGCGCACCCUGUUUAUUUUGAUUACACAAGAUUCAAAAGUAAACUUGACCAAGUAAGACUAAAAGUUUAUAGACGAAUCAAAGUUCUGGCAAUUGACAUGGCUUCUCAAUGAAAAGUUGAAAUCCAGUUUUUGCGGGAAAGAAUUCUUCGGACAUUUUUUUAGCAAGAAAUGCAGUGAGUACGUUGCAUGUAUUAUUGUACAUUUUAUACAUUUGUCUUUUUAAAUAAAUAAAUAAAUAAUUCAGCAAAUAAUAACUAAUGCAAAUUAUUUGUGCAAAUGUCGGAAAAAUUUGUACUUUUGUGAAAUGAUUGCUUGAAACAAGGUAGUGUGAGUUUUUAAGUUCGAAAAACAAAUCUUUUCGAACAAAAAAUUUUUUGUGAAAACAUCGAGGAGAAUUUAAAUGAGAGCUGGGGUUUCUUGAUUUUCACCCUGGUUUUAAAAACUAGGCUAUUUCUGCUGUUUUUUUAAGUAGUACUAAAUAAAGAAGGGUUAAUUUUAGCGAAAUAUUAAAGUGUUUCAUAAAAUUAGAGAAAAAGACACGGCUAACAAGUAAAUGCGAACAAGAACAACAAGAGAUUUUUCUACUUAGAAAAUGUGACAUAACUAAGUUGGACUUCACACGAGAAUUGUUUUAUAAUUACAUUACAGUUGGUAAAGCUUAUCAGAACGUCGAAUUUAGCUACCAUUUAUUCACGAUCUUUUUGUAAUUUUUCUCCCAUGGAGUCUCCUCUCGUAUAAAAUCAAUAGCCAACAAACACACGAUUGAAAUAACAAAGUGGAUUGGUGGUAAAACGGCCAUAGCUCCAACCCACCAUAAUCCAACUGCUGAUGCUAAAAAUGUAAUAGGUUGAAACAACACAACACAUAUGAAUAUCUUUGGCCAGUUUCUGUGUUUGCUGUCGCGUUGACUCUUGUAAAGCUUCGCUCCCAUCAUAUCCAUGAGAAAGGGAGACAGAACGAUCAUCCAUACUGAGACGAUUGCACCAAUCACAUACAGAAUACACAAUGUGAUCUGCCAAUCAUCUCCCAGGUAAAUAUCUUUCGCCAUGUUGUAAAAAGCUUGAAAAUUUUAAGUUUCGUUCAGGUUAUCCUGUAUGAUAUCUCAAGACUAAAA